Messenger RNA from Xenopus tropicalis (tropical clawed frog), 903 nucleotides. NCBI's taxonomy places the organism in Eukaryota, Metazoa, Chordata, Amphibia, Anura, Pipidae. The record is from RefSeq and is a predicted model, not a curated record.
UUAGCAACCUAUCGCCUGGUAACAAGUUGUCAUCAACACAGACGGAAGUUAAACAAGGGCUGAGUGAUAAUGUCCUGACAGACUUGAGACCUGCAAGAGGUGGUGAUGUCUCAAGGCUGGUAUGGUCACAGAUCCAAUGGUUGCUGGAUUGCCCCCACUUCUACCAGCUCACGGUGCAAACUGGCAGGGGUGAAACAUACACUGUACCAUCCUCUUCAACCCACCCUUCGCCGAAUGGAAAUGGAUAGCGUGGCGCACAAGCUGAGUGAAGAGCAUUCAAGAACCAGCACGCCAUUAACUCAAGAUAACUUUAGGAAUGCAAGCUUUACAUCUGUUGCUGCUCCAGAUUGCCGCCUUCCAUCACUUGAAAUCACAGACACUGGACGGCAAAUAGCAAAAAGAUUUGCCACAGGUACAAUGGCACCGCUACCCCAAAGUACAAGCCAGGAGGAAUGGAGCAGUUUUACCAAUGCAGCUACUGACUGGUCACAGUGUAGCUCAUCCUCUGGGGAAUUUCAGGUGAAGGACCUCAAAAAACAAGUUUUAGGUUACAGGGGGUAUGCUGUGUGCUUGCUACCUACUGAUGGCACCCGCUCAUGGAAGUACUGUCUGCAGCAAAAUCCAUCUCUAGACAAAUAUGGACCAUCGCCUGUACCUGUGGAAACACUGAACACAUACCGUUCACCUGGGAAUCUAUACAGCUGGAAUUCUUCCAUUGGAGAUAAAGUAUAGGCACAGCAAUUAAAGAGUAGCAGAAUUCACUGAUGAUGGAAAAAAUAAUAAAGGAACAGAAUGGACCAGAUUUUGUAAUUUUUUUUCCCAAUCUGCCACAAAAGAUUUAGAUGGUAAAUGUUAUCAAAAAGGUUUAUGUAUUUUUACUAAAUAGUAAAUAUGACUUCAUCU